GUACGGACUGCCUUGGUCGAGGUGCUCUUCUAGCCAACAACAAAGGCACGGGUCUCCCGCCAGAUUCAGAGAUAAUAAUCAACUAUGGCCGGAAAGACUCUAGGCCGAUCAUCGGGGUCCUUGAAUGCCCCCAUAGCCGCCUUCACCAUGGCGCUGCUUCUAGGAUCCUACUGCAUCAGUUCAAUUCACACCGCUCGUCGCGAGGCACAAUCCGCAUCGAGUACCACCACCACGCCCCGGGCGAAGAGGACAGAGUCGCAGUCUUCAUGGGUGCAGCAAGCACUGGAGGAAAGUCGGGAAGAAAAGGGGUCUAAUUGAUGGUGCAAUUGUACAACUACAUUAAUCGAAGGACGUCCAAGAGAUUUUCAAACUUUGAAAUGAAUAUUUCCAUUGAACCACACUAAACUAGCAAAGCAACCCAGACAACAAGCACCAUAU
Messenger RNA from Aspergillus sclerotioniger CBS 115572, 438 nucleotides. RefSeq lists its product as uncharacterized. The transcript has 2 exons. The record is from RefSeq and is a predicted model, not a curated record. Lineage: Eukaryota; Fungi; Ascomycota; Eurotiomycetes; Eurotiales; Aspergillaceae. The coding region runs from base 85 to 318 and encodes 77 amino acids.